GGACGAUUCGAACAAGCAGUCGGAGAAAAAGAAGCUGAUUGAGCUUCAUGGAGGGCUGAAAGGCAUAAUUUGAGUUUCUCAGAACCGACAGGGGGCGCUAGAGGCGACUUUCCCUGUUCAUUCUGGCCAUAGAGAAACGGAGCUCAGACCCGGAGCUCCUAAUAUGGGCAUAACGAGGACUACAGAAUGACGACACGACUACAGUGACCUGUAAGGGUCAUGUAGUCCUACGACUACAAGCGUCGCCAUGGUGACCCGUUCGCUUGGCUGUGACGUCAUAGGCGAUGACGGCACAGUGACGUGUCCCGGCUAUAAAAGUGAACACUGAGUGAAAUUUCUUCAUUCGUGUUUGAGCUGAUCUGAGAUACAGACGGGGAAAUGGAAGCAGAGCACAAAGACAAAAAGAGCGGAAAGCGAAAGGACAGAUGUGCCGAGGGCUCCCGGGGUCCCACCAAGAAGAGGGAGCUCAAAGCUGCUGAGGACAGUGGCUUCAACCAGCUGCCACCUCUCAGGCAAGAGCAAGAAAAGACCUCUCAGGCUCUCAAUGUGGCUGUACACGCUCAGUCUUACAGUGUCCUACCACCGAUCAGAGGCAGCUGUCCACCACCAGUUCAGGCCAUGAAAGGUGAUUGGUUAGAGAAAGUUGGCCUGGAUGUUCAUGAUGAUCCAUCUCCACCUCCUCCUGUGCAGCCAGAAAAAACCCCUGAACUGACGUUCGACCUUCCCAGCGAAUCCCUUGACGCCCUGUUCAGUGCUCGUCUUCUGGGAAACGAAACUCCAGAACUGAAUGGAGUUAAGGAGUUUCUGGACACACCGGAGCACGAACGUGAGGAGGGCCAGGCCCGAGUCGAGGAGGCGUCGUCUGCUGCGGAUCGUCGGUCCAGGUCAUCGACGGCGGUCGAGGAAGUCGCUCUGAGUCGGGGUCCUAAAGACUCUAAGGUCCUUACUGUGCCUCCCGCAGUCAUCAGGAAGACAGUGGAGGAGCUCGUCAAGCGGCUGGAGUCUUCAUUUAACUUUAGGGUCCCUGUGAUUUCUCUCUAUGAGCGUCUGGUGGGUCGUCUGGUGGAGGAACUAGAGACCCUGUCCCAGAUAAGAAUUACCCACCAGGUCCUCGGUGGGCGGCUCUUCCCUGAUGAGAACGGAGCCGUUUCUCAGAUUGUCAACGAGGCAUACAAAAGCCUUUUGAACGAGCGCCUGAUGAAGGGAGCGUCUUGUGUCGACCAGUGGACGAUCGAUUACGUCGCUAAUGUCAUCCUGACCGUGUUGGUUGACUACGCUCUGGGAUGUUUUCAUGUCUCUAGUUCUUCCCCAGACACUGACGCUGCUGAGGAGGCCUCACAGGGGUUGGAGUUGACUGAAGUUCAGGAGGACUCAGAUCAGCAGUCAAGAACCAACGAGUCCAGAAGAAGGAGCGAGAGUGCAGCUUCAGGAAAUCUGAGCGCCUGGUCCUGCAGCACCGUCCUCAGUGAACCGGGUCUAUCAUCAUUCGAGGACCUGAUCCGAGAAUGUGGUGGAUCUCCUGACCUGAGUGAUCUGAGCGAUGAGUGCUCUGAGAUCUUCACCGGCUAUCAGAACUACCGAAGGUACGGCCACGUAAAGAGACCCGGCACGUACCUGGUGGAGUGCGCUGAGUCCCCCCUGGAAGGUUCCCCUGAUUUGUCCAGCUCCAUCCCUGCUGUUCAGGUGACUGAGGUCUCUGAGGACUCUGAGGUGGAGAAUAACGAAGACUUGGAGACUCCUGCCUGCCCUGAUGGUACUGAGGACGACACCACAUCCAGAAAAACGAAGAAGCGGCGGCUCCGUUCUCGUGUCUUCAACUUCCUGAGAAGAGUCUUCUGCUUCGGAUGCGUCCCAUCUCGGCGUGUGGAGCCCCUCUAGUGUCCUGAUUCUUCAUCCCGUCCUCAGAAAAACACCCUUUUCCUCAUUAAAAAUCAUAAACAUAUGAUCCUUUUUCCCUCUCGCAUUUUUGAAUAUGCUGUGUUCUGAAAUAAGUCUCAGAAAUUUGAGCUCCAUUUGAUGAAAGAAGUCCUAAAAUUGGAGAAAUGAAAUAACUUUAACUGUAAAUCGUUUUGUUCAGCCAUUAAAAAGGAAAUUUCCAGCUAUUUUUCAAAGUUCCUGCACUAUUAAAUCAUUAACAUGUAAACAGUCAUUUAGAGUGGUUUGACAUGAAUUGUUCACCCACCAAAAAAUACAGUUAUAAGCAUUACAUACACAAACUCAGAGGACACUUGAAGGUUUGCUGGGUAUUUCUGGAUAUUAACUUCAACUGUGGCGUUUUUCAAAGUCACUGCGGCUCCUUGUUGUAUUUUAAUGCUCUAAAUGUGUGAGAUAUCAAAUGUAGAGGUUCAUAUUAUUAAUUAAUAUAAUUAACAUAUUAAUUAAUGAGCAGUGUUUGUGUCUGGGGAUGUUUUUCUCUUCACUGUGACUGGAGUGGGAGUAACCAAACUGCUGAAUACGCUCAUAUACGAAGUACAAAAGAGUGCCCUAUGUGAAAUAACAGCUGUU
Colossoma macropomum (tambaqui) is the source of this 2505-nucleotide messenger RNA. RefSeq lists its product as uncharacterized. The transcript is spliced from 8 exons. Lineage: Eukaryota; Metazoa; Chordata; Actinopteri; Characiformes; Serrasalmidae. Bases 379 to 1878 code for a protein of 499 amino acids. The record is from RefSeq and is a predicted model, not a curated record.